Plasmodium fragile is the source of this 3960-nucleotide messenger RNA. RefSeq lists its product as uncharacterized. The transcript is spliced from 2 exons. The record is from RefSeq and is a predicted model, not a curated record. NCBI's taxonomy places the organism in Eukaryota, Apicomplexa, Aconoidasida, Haemosporida, Plasmodiidae. The coding region runs from base 1 to 3960 and encodes 1319 amino acids.
AUGAGAAACAGCCAUAAUGGCGUGGAAGAACAAACAAGUCUGAACGUGCUUGGCACCCCUUCCGCUGAAAUACAAAUCUCUCGAAGUGUCCUUGCCGGUCAGGUAAAAAAAAGGGGAGACCAAUUUCACCGAGCCUUUGUAAUAAGUAGCCGAGUAAGUGGAGCAAAGAAACAAAAAAAGCUAAGCUCCAAAACGGCGAAGCAUAUCAACUACGUGUUCGAGAAGAAGAAGAAGGCGGAAGAGGAAAAAAACUUUAAUAUUAUAAAGAGGAAGAAGCUGCAGGAGGUUCCUUCUUCCCAAUUUCACUUCAUUUGCCACCUUAAAAAUGGGGAAGUGCAAUCCGCACAAAGGGGGAGCGUGUCGCUGCUAAGCGGGGCUCUGCCUCCCUCUGAGCAGGCGCAGCUUCCGUGGGGAGAAAUGACCCCAAGUGAGGAAGCCACAAUUGGGGAAAAUUGUACCACUGGGGAAUUGUUUCCAAUUGGGGAAAAUUGUAUCAUUGGGGAGAAUUGUACUACUGGGCAAAACAGCAGUGCUGUGGAGGCGUUCCGAUUCUUCCCGCGCGCAACGAUCCGGCAAGACAGGAGGGAGAAGGACCUGAAGAACGUAAGUGCGCUCAGCAGCAUCGUCCAUUUGGGCAGGAACAAAGACAUAUGCAAUACCUAUCUUAGAGCCAGCCUAAUUAACAUAUACCACGAGGAAAACCACAACCACGUAAUUCUAAAGAUGAUGAAAGAAUUGCAACGCACACACACUUAUAUGAACAGCCGACAAAUAAGUUUAAUCAUUUACAACCUCUACCAGUACUUCUUCAUCCAAGUAGUAAAACAAAUUCACGCAAAGGAUAACCCUUCGAAUUAUGAAUGGUACUUAAGAUUAUUUUACGUUGUUGACGAUGGCCUUUUCGUGACCCCCCCAAAUAAGGGGGACUGGUACAAAAGCGAUAUGCCGGUGGACAACAGCUUGAUGAGAAACCUUCUAAUAACGUUGUCCAGAAUUGUGAAAAUGUAUAUGCAUUGUGAAAAUGACCUGAACACACUAAGCAAGAUCGCUUUCGUUUAUUCGUACUUCUCUGUGAGGGACAAUGCCCUCGUGGAAUUGCUCAUUCGUAACAUUUUCGAAUGCAUGGACAUGAAAAAAAAUAAAAAAAUAAAAUAUUUUUCGCUAGCUGCUUUAGCCCUAGAAAAGUGGGAAUUGUACAGCGUCAAAUUCAUGCAUGCGUACUCCUCCCUUGUGACAAAGACAAUUGACAAGUUGACAAGGAAAGGGGAAGAGCUGCUUAGUAAUGGGAACAAGAUGAACAAGAAUAAAAAAAAAACGAAAUUAAAACAUGUCAACCUGUUCGAUGUGCACAAAAAGGAGAAAAAAAAAUUACCACUCAUCAGUUUGAAAGACAUUCUGACUUAUUUAUAUGUGUUGAACAGGAACGACGUGAAGGAUAAUUACUUUGUUGAGAAGCUGCUGCGAUAUGCAAGCUUGUUUUGGGGAUAUGCCUCUGAAGCACAGGGGUGCAACCCCGGGGGGGAGUGUGUCUCCCUCACUGUGAACAAAAAAAAGGAAAGCUUCAACACUGAUACUGUUUCACAAAAAAAUAAACUCCUAACAAGCCCCGCAUUCCGUAGCGCCCUCCAUUCAAAUAGGAAACGACACAAAAACAGAAGUAACAUGAUGACGCUUUAUGCAUUGUAUAGAAUUAGUAAGCGUGCUGCUCGUCGAAGAGAAAUGCCCCCCAGUUCUUUUGCAAAUCAAGUUUGGCUGCACGGGGAUGGAGAAGAGGGAGGGGAAACCAACUUACCAAUUCAUAACGAGCCCGUCGAACUAAGCAUGUCCAAUUGGAAAAAUGACCCAUGUGAUAAUACGCCUACUGAGAACAGGAGUGUAUUUUCCCCAGCCGAUUACGGGCCCGAGUCCACUGUCUUCAUCAACAAGCAGCGCACGCGGGUAAGCUUCUACAAAAAGGAGGUCAUCCCCAUGACAAUUUUUCUGCACCAACUAACUCAAUAUGAUUACGCAUUUUUAAAAACAAAAGAUGACUUUUCAAAAUUGACAAAACUGUACACGGAUGUACUCCUCAACAGUGACCUUAAGAAUCUUCACUUUUUUUACACCCACAAGAUUGUAAGCGUUGUCAGACACACAAAUAUAUGUAGCAACGUCCUAACCACGUCAUUGUACACGUCUGCUCUCCACAAAUGCAGACGAUAUAUUGCCUUAAAAAAUGCAGACGUCUUCUCCCACAUGUGUGCUCAGAAUGUAUGCGCUUGUGUUGUGAUCCUCUACAUACAAGUUUUGAAAAAUAAAAUAAAAGAUGACCCCUUAACGGAAGUGUUAAGUGAGUUCUUGAUCAAAAUUUUUUCAACGUGUCAGCCUGAACAAGUCACCCAUCAAUUUUUAAUCUCUCCUCUGAAGCUACUAAGCAUGUUGCAAUGCCUCCGUGUGAAAGUGGGCCCACGUGAUGACAACCAUUACGUUGUACCGGAGCCUAUGGACAAAACAAAUGGAGUAACAAAGAAGGGCAGCAAUGUGGAUGAGCUCCCAUCCCUCAAUACGAACAACCAAAUCGACGAACAAAAAAACAACGUUAAGUCCAACGGACAAAAUGCAUUAUCAUCACAUAAGACCAAAUUAGAAAUUUUAAACGUAACAAUUCUGACAAUUUUAAAAGGGCUAAAGUGGAAGAACAAUGUGGAUAAUUCUUUGCUGCUCAAAAGUUACAAAUACAUGAACAGACUAGCUGUGCACGAAAAAAAAGCAAAGUUUUGUAUGAACAUGGUCAGGCAAAAAGAUCAUUCCUUGUGCAGCAAAAUAACCCACGCGGUAAAGGAAAAAAUGCGCGACUUCAAUUGCGAGGAAUUGAUGAAGGUCUACUUGUACAGCGGAAACAACUUCAAAAGGAAAACUCUCCUCUUGAGAAACUUCUUUACAAUUUUGUUGCUGUCAAAUGGGGGGAUGCUUCACAGAGCAGAUAACAAAUUUUUUAUGUUGUUUUUUAAAACCGCCUUAACACAUGUGCACCUGAAUGAAGUGGGGGGGGGAAAAAAUACAUAUUUUUUUAAAAAUUCGAAUGAUAUAAUGAACAAACUGAUGGUGCUAUGUAGGACUUAUAUUUGCACACAUGUCGACAGCAUGCGGAGGAAGGAUAUAUACUCACUAAUCAUGCACAGUGUUCUCCAUUUAUGUUCACUUUUCCAAAAAGGAAGAAAUAAGGUGAAUUACCGUUCUGUGAAAGGCAACCCUAUUGCGCAAAUCCUUGUGGAUAUUGCGAGCACCACGUUGAAGAGGUGGACCUUUAUGAACGACGAAAGGAGUCUACUCAUUUAUGUGUGUCUACUUUGUUUUCGCAACAUGGCGAAGAAAAAUAAAAAAAUUAAAAAUAUAUUUUUUAAUAAAAAUGAUGAUAAGCAUUUUGUAGGGAAAUUGUCAAACGUGUAUGCAGAACAAGUUGAACAAAUCUGCCUCUCCGAGUUUGACCAACCCGCCACGACGUAUACGAACCCCUUGCUACUUUUCCUUUUACUUAAACACAAAAUAAUUUUACGUCACCAUAGGAGCAGGAAAGAUAUGCGAAUUGUACAAAGGCUGGUCGGCAGUGGAACCCCACUUCACCGCCUCAUGAUGAAUGUAGCAAGUGACACUCAAUUCAUGCGAGUCAUCCUUUAUGCCAUAACGAAAAAUUAUUCCAUCCUAAUGGAGGAAGACCUUUUGGACAAUUUGCAUUUGCGCACAAGUACCGUGCAGGAGCAGCCAACACGGAACAGCACGACAUCCCCUUUUCACUUGUCAACACAGAAUAACCCCGGAGACGUAAGCGAGUGGAUUGAACCUAUAAUGCGCAUGUCAACUUGUGAAGAUCACCAUUUGGAUAAAAGCAUCCUUUGCAAUUUUGUUGCACGUAAGAAGUCUGUGGAGAAGGCUAUAAACGUCGCAUUAAGCAUGAACAUGUCGGAAACGUUUUGUUGGUAA